Molecule: messenger RNA, 1575 nt
Organism: Lodderomyces beijingensis
Lineage: Eukaryota; Fungi; Ascomycota; Pichiomycetes; Serinales; Debaryomycetaceae
Source: the annotation of a GenBank genome assembly
AUGUCGGAGGAAAGGCAGAGGAUACUAGAACAAAAGAGACAGAGACUACAGGAGCUCAAGCUGCGGCGGCUUGCGCUGUCGCAUCUUACUGAAGCUAGCUCGAGUGUACCGGGCAAGAAGGUUGAUGCUGCUACGCAGACAGACAGCUCGUUUCAUGGGGUACAGGACUUGGCCCCGGCCCUGGCCUCGCACGCGCUGUCAACCACGGUUGAUACCAAGGAAGCUGAUGAUGGUGUCAGUACAGUGCAGGAUACAGAGUUGGAACUUUACAAAUUCGACAAGGGUGUGCAGACUGAUGAACCAGUUGAAGUUUUGGAGAGACUUGAAUCCAAGCCGGUUGAAAAAAAUGGACCGGUAGUAAUCACUUCGCUGUCAGAAAUCCCCGUUUUUGAACUAGACCAAGCUAUUCUAGAGUCGAUCAAAGUGGUAAACAAGUUGCAAGUUUCACGAACGGUGGAACUUGGAUCCAAAAAGGAAGAAUCCAAAACCAAUUUACAAUUCAUAUCCAAUACGAAAACGCUAGUUUUCGACAGAGACGUGGAGACGUUUGACAUAUCGCAGCAUGAUCCCCAUAAAAUUGUGGUUGGUUUCAAAAGAUCAUACAAUUACCAGCAUACGGCGACUCUUUUCGAGAUUCGAGACGACAAACCCCUCGCGUGCCAACACCUCAUUUGUUUUUCCGAGAUAACCCACUUAAUGUUUGAUGUGCACCGAGAGAACCGCGUGAUUGGCACCAUGAGAAACGCCGCUAUCGCGAUUUGGGAAAUUGACGAAUCGGCUAUUGUCCAGGAGCCCACGUUGUUGACGCACACGUCGAUCUUUGCAUCCACAUCUUCCACCACCUCGUGGUUUCAGCAUCAGCACGAUAUAGCCAUGAUUGAGCAGAUUAGUGUCGACACCAAUGACUGCUUAUUGGUGGUUUCUGGUGAUGGAGUGUUGAACUUGUGGUCGACGAAUCUACUUAGCACGCCUAAAUACUCGACAAGGUUGAUUCCAGAAGAUCAACUUUCCAAAUUGAUGAUUGAAAGUGGUAUUUACGUGGGCAACAGAGAUAUCGUUGGCAAAUUGGAAGAUAACUUGAAAAACCAGAUGGUGUUGACUGCUACUGAUGGCAAAUUGUAUGAUGAGAAAAUGCAGCCUUUGGUGGAUACAAACGAAGGAAUUUUGGUGUUGGCGAUGGCAAAGUUGGAUAAGGAUUUAAUCGUUACUUCUCAUCUAGACUGGCAUUUGCGAGUGUGGAGAGUUGGAGGGGAAAGCAAAACUAGGGAACUUUGGAAGGCUGUACCGACUGGUUAUGUUGUUGAAAAGAUUGUGAAACGACCUCAACAUCGCUUCCAGUUUUUAACAAUAGGCAAGUUUGGCAAGAAGAUUAGCGUCGAUUUAUGGGAUCUAUCGCGAAAGCUCUUCAAACCAAUUAUAAACAUUGCAGAGAAUCUACAAGAUAUCAAACACCUUGAGUUUAACGGGCCAAUGGAAAUUCUAAUGUGCGAGCGAAACGAGAUUAAGGUGUUUGAGCUUAACCAGGAUUACAAUAUCGUUCUAGACGAGGACGAUUUGGAUCGAGGGUUGGGGUGA